UAGAUAAUUCAACAACAAUGAAUAUAAUUAUUUUUUUUCCUUUUUACGGUAAAGGGAUAGAAUAGUUUGAAAUCAAAUCCUCGCCAACGUGGUGUGUAAAAAUUUAGGCAGUCUUUCGAUUGAUUACCUCAAUUACAAUAUUUUUUUUCCCUACAAAGAGUGAUGUGAUGUGAUGUGUGUUUCAACUUUCAAGUGUGUCCUGUUUGUCCGACCAUCCUGCGGAGUGGCCGAAUUUGUGUUCCCUCUCAAAUUCAACGCAUCCAAAUUCUUCACGUCACUUUACUAGGUUCAUUUAUUAUAAAUAAAACUUCCAAAACAAGUAACACUAAAACUCCAAUUCUUUUCAAAAAAUACAAGAAAUGGAGACUUCAAAUUCAGUGCCAGUAAUCGAUUUACAAGACUUUCCAAGGCAAUUAUCUAAGUUGAUUUGGGCAUGUGAAGAGUGGGGUUGCUUUAGAAUUUUGAACCAUGAUGAUAUUGUACCAGUUUCACUUAUGGCUGAGAUGAAGGAAGUGGUUAGGACAUUGUUUGAUCUUCCAAUUGAAAUCAAGAAAUGUAACAAGGAUGUUAUUGCUGGAUCUGGGUACAUGGCUCCUAGUGAAAAGAAUCCACUUUAUGAAGCUUUGGGUCUUUAUGACAUGUCUUCUCCUACAGAUGUAGAUGCCUUUUGUACUCAAUUGGAUGCUUCCCCACACCAAAGAGAGACAAUCAUGAAGUAUGCUGCAGCUAUUCAUGGACUAACGAUGGACAUCGUGCAAAAAAUGGGUGAAGGGUUGGGACUGUCAAAUGUUUCCUUCGAGGAUUGGCCUUGUCAGUUUAGGAUUAACAAGUACCACUUCACACCAGAAGCUGUAGGUUCCUAUGGGGUUCAGAUACAUACAGACUCCGGAUUCCUUACUAUUCUGCAGGAUGAUGAAAGCGUUGGUGGUCUUGAGGUCAUGAAGAAAUCUGGUGAAUUUGUAGCAGUUGAUCCCUGGCCAAACACCCUCCUUGUGAAUCUUGGAGACAUAGGCACGGUAUGGAGCAAUGGAAGAUUUUACACUGUUAAGCAUAGAGUGAUAUGCAAGGAAGCAAAAAUACGGGUGUCUAUUGCUUCAUUUCUCUUGGGACCAAGGGACACACCAGUAGAACCACCAACUGAGCUGGUAGAUGCUGAACACCCCCGUGUCUAUGUUCCUUUCACUUUCAAUGAUUAUAGAAAGCUCCGGUUAUCAACAAAGUUGCAAGCGGGGGAAGCUCUUGAUCUUAUGCGCACUAACUUGUAAAACUUUGGCAAGCAUCUCAUGGUCUCCUUUAUAUUGAUUUAGGCUAAUGAACUUGAAAGGAGGAAAGAAGAAAUUAAUCUGUGCGAUUCAUCUAUUGUCAGCUAUCUUAUACAAGAAUAGCCCAUAUAUCCUUAUCCAAAAAUAUACGAAUAGCCUAUAUAAUGGCAUAGUAUGCCUAGUCUAAUUUAUGCAUAUCAAUCAUCAUCUGAGCAUCUAUGAUCCAUCUUGUGCUCUUUUGUUAUCUAAUGUUUUUUAAAGAA
Capsicum annuum is the source of this 1525-nucleotide messenger RNA. RefSeq names its product 2-oxoglutarate-dependent dioxygenase DAO. The record is from RefSeq and is a predicted model, not a curated record. The coding region runs from base 360 to 1265 and encodes 301 amino acids. Gene Ontology annotation, molecular function: indole-3-acetaldehyde oxidase activity; dioxygenase activity. The transcript is spliced from 3 exons. Gene Ontology annotation, biological process: auxin catabolic process. Lineage: Eukaryota; Viridiplantae; Streptophyta; Magnoliopsida; Solanales; Solanaceae.